AUGUCUGCAAGAGUCCGGCAAUCAACCGCUGGGCCGAGCGCCACUGCUGCCAGAGAUCUGCCACCGUAUGAACCGCCUGAGAACCCUCUCAACAUUCUAGGCCAGCGCAGCUUGUACAACAUUCUGAAAGACCACAACCACCAGAAGCUGGAACAGCACCUCCGCCAGGCCACGCAGGCUCUGAGCGACAAUGCCAACACCAUCAAUUACCGGUUGACCGACCGCAAGGCCAGGGAUCUCAAGCGCAAGCAAAGGCACGCCGACUCAUUGACCGACGUGGACGAACAGCGCGCCCAGCACCUAGAAGGUUUCGACACGCGCGUCACCGCCAUGACGAAGCGCAUGGAAGAAACCGUGCGCAAGACCAUCGACUGCCAGCAGUUCGCCGGCACUCUGCAGGAAGAGAUCGAGCACCUCCAGGCCCAAGCCGCCCGCAACGCCUCCGCAUCCCAGCGCCCGACGCAAUCCCAGCGACGACGCGAUGACGACAACGACAUGACCGACUACGACCCCACCCUCCCCGGCGAGACACAAAACGAGCCGGUCCUCGUCCCCAGAGACCUCUUCGAGGAGCGCUACCAGGCGCAGAAGGACAAGUACCACUCCCUACCGCUGCCGACGCGCUACUCGGAGCACCCCGAGUACGUCGGCUUCAAGCAGGCCGUCCACGACGGCACCUAUCCGAACGGCGAGGGCCCGCCUCUAGCGCCGAAAACUGCGUGGUUCACGAGCGCCGGCGCCCCGGCGCCCGGCGUCACGCAGGCUGGAGACGACGAUUCGGACGACGACAUUGCUGUUGCAUUCGAGCGCAUCAGCACAAAGUGUCCGCUCACGCUACAGGAGCUACAAGAUCCCAUAACAAGUACGAAGUGUCCGCAUACGUUUGAGAGGGAGGCUGUUAUGGAGCUACUCCUGCAGAGCAACUCUUUCACUGGCGGUAGCAACCGACGAGGUGCAAGGGACGGUUUGAGGACAGUGCAGUGUCCAGUGCCGGGAUGCGACCAAAUGCUCACCCAGAACGAUCUACGGCCCAACCCCUCCCUCAUCCGCAAGAUUCAGCGCAUACAGAAAAGGCGGGAAGAGAUGGAGGACUCGGACGACGAGAAUGUCGAAAACUCUCGACUACAGGUCAUACCUUCUGACGACUCCAACGAGUACGACGAUAUCGACGAGCCUGCGAGCCAGCGGAUCGUGCCCAAGAUCGAACGAGCCAGUGGCAUGUCGCAAGGUCCUGGUGUUGGGUCUAGCAGUUCGAAUCAUAUGGGUUAUGAUGGGACAAUGGACAGCAGUCAUAUUCAGAGCAGUAAUAUUGUGGACUUGGGGAGCGACAGCGAAGAAGAAGACGAAGAAUGA
Molecule: messenger RNA, 1353 nt
Organism: Lasiodiplodia theobromae
Lineage: Eukaryota; Fungi; Ascomycota; Dothideomycetes; Botryosphaeriales; Botryosphaeriaceae
Product: Chromosomal organization and DNA repair protein
Exons: 2
Coding region: 1-1353 (450 amino acids)
Biological process (GO): protein sumoylation; double-strand break repair via homologous recombination
Cellular component (GO): Smc5-Smc6 complex; nucleus
Molecular function (GO): zinc ion binding; SUMO ligase activity
Source: RefSeq, a predicted model, not a curated record